AUGGCCAAUGUGGUUUACAUCUUGGGUCCCCCAGGCCCCCCUGGCUCUCAUGGUUCCCUACGGAUGGACACCUUUCAAUUACACUCAGCUCCAACCUCCAAUGCAUUAUCGAUUAUUAGACCAGUCACUGGGUCCCUCUCAGGGAAGGUAAAUCUUCCCUGCUUCUUCUCCAUCAUCCCAACCUCAGCACCCGAGAUCAGUCCCAAUGGAACGGCUAUUUACAGCAGAGAUUACUUACGAAUUAAAUGGACCAAAAUAGAAGGAGAAGUUGAAUCCACAGUGCUGGUGGCACAAAAUGGAGUCAUCAAAAUAGGCUCCAGCUACAGGAACCGUGUAUCAGUGCCCAGUCACCCUGAGGAUGUGGGUGACGCCUCAUUGACAAUGGUCAAGCUGCUUGCCAGUGAUGCGGGAACUUAUCGGUGUGAGGUCAUGUAUGGAAUUGAGGACACCCACGAUACAGUAAACCUUGAUGUCAAUGGUGUCGUUUUUCACUACCGGGCAAGAACGAGCAGGUACACUUUGGACUACCAGAAGGCUGUCCAAGCUUGCCAAGACAUUGGAGCAACCAUUGCUACAUAUGACCAACUGAAAGCAGCCUAUGAAGACGGCUUUGAUCAAUGUGAUGCCGGUUGGAUUGCUGACCAGACAGUGAGAUACCCAAUUACAAAGCCAAGGAAGGGCUGCUUUGGCAACCUACGGACUAAACCUGGUGUCAGGUCAUAUGGGCCCAGGAAUCCCACGGACACCUAUGAUGUAUACUGCUACGUAGACAAACUUGAUGGUGAAGUGUACUAUGCUCCUGUGACCCAUAAAAUGACUUUUGAGGCCAGUGCAGAGUGUAAGAAGAUGAAUGCUCUCCUGGCAACCCCUGGCCAGCUUCAUGCUGCGUGGCGACAGGGUCUGGACAGAUGUGACUAUGGUUGGCUCUCCGAUGGCAGUGCACGACACCCUGUUGCAGAACCCAGAGUGCAGUGCGGGGGAGGUCUGCUCGGCGUCAGGACCAUGUACCGCUACAGAAACCAGACCGGCUUCCCAGAACCAACUAUGAAACUCGGAGCUUACUGUUUCAAAGGACUUUACUCAUGUACAGACAAUAUUUGUCUGAAUGGAGGAUCUUGCUACAAGAGUGGCAGCAUCUAUACAUGUAGCUGUGCUCCUGGUUAUAGUGGUGAUCGCUGUGAAACAGAUACAGAUGAAUGCCAAUCAAAUCCUUGCCGCAAUGGAGGUACAUGUGUCGAUGGGCUGGCUUGCUUCACAUGUGUGUGCCUCCCAAGCUACUCUGGGCUUUAUUGUGAGGAGGAUACAGAAAUAUGUGAAUAUGGCUGGCACAAGUUUCAGGGCCACUGCUACAAGUACUUCCCCCACAGAAGAAACUGGGACACAGCAGAGAGAGAGUGUCGCAUGCAGGGGGCUCAUCUCACCAGCAUCCUCUCCCACGAGGAGCAACAGCUUGUCAACCGUCUUGGACAGGACUACCAGUGGAUUGGCCUGACUGAUAAGAUGUUUGACAGUGACUUCCGCUGGACUGACGGCAGGCCAUUGCAAUAUGAAAACUGGAGGCCCAACCAGCCUGACAGCUUCUUCUCUUCUGGCGAGGAUUGUGUUGUGAUGAUAUGGCAUGAGGAUGGCCAGUGGAACGAUGUUCCUUGCAACUAUCACCUCACCUUCACUUGCAAAAAGGGCACAGUGGCCUGUAAGCAGCCCCCUCUGGUAGAGAAUGCACGUACCUUUGGUAAGAAGCGUGAGAGGUAUGAGAUCAACUCGCUGGUAAGGUACCAGUGCAGGACAGGCUUUAUUCAGAGGCAUGUCCCAACUAUCCGUUGUCGAGGGGAUGGACUAUGGGAUAGCCCUAAAAUCUCCUGCCUGAACCCAUCGAGCUAUCAGAGGACAUUUAUCAGAAGACAUCAACACAAUAGUCUCUACAGCAUUAAUAACUUCAAGAGAUGGCCGGACGAGGCCUACCGUGUUCAGAAUCAGCGCUACCGGGGAAGAAGAGACAGGACUGAACAUAAGCGGAAGAGACAGUAGAUGCCAUAUAUCUUGGCAAAGUUUUCCCGAGACGAGAACACAUGGCUGGUGCUUGUGUUGAAAGAGGAAAAGGAUUCCCCAAGAAGAAAAAGCACAAGAGAAAACUCAUCAAAGAAACCAAGAGGAUAACCUGCAGUUUUCUUGCGUUUUGAAUGACGAUGGAAUCUUAUGAAGUGCCUUUUAAAAAGAUGUUGAUACAAGACUAUUUUUUUUUUUAUCAAGGGGCACUGAUUUAUGACAAUGCCAAUGUGGAUAAAACACUUUCAGCUGGUCACUGGAAAAAGCAAAAAAUACAUUCAUCAUUUUUUUUAAACUGUGGACAUUUUUUCUUUGUCCUUAGCAAAUAAUCAAAUAAUAUAAUCAUGACUGUCUAAAACCUUGUACACACUGGUAUUUAAAAUCACCAUACGUUUUCCUUAUUCAUAGAAAAAAAGCUGUUGUGAAAUAAUAGCGCUUAUGUUAUGUAAAGGAAUUCAUUAUGUUUGUGCUGUUUUAAGCUGGACUUCAUUUCAAUAGCAUGCAUAGUCAUAUGUAUUGAAGUCUUCUUCAAAUGUUUAACUGUGCUUAUUUGAUUUCAAGAAAUCCAUGUUCACCGAACUGAAAUGGAGACAUCGGUGGCAGUGAUUCAUCAAAAAAGGACUCAUAGUUUAUAUACGUGGAAUAUUAUACAACAUAUGUACAGAACUGUAAACCUUUGUAAUUAAUUAACGGCUAGAGACCUUUUUGUGGUGGCAGCUUUCAAAGUAGCAAAUUACCACCGUUCAUUAGCUCCUCCCGUUAAUGGAUGUCAUUAAUGACUUGUACAGACACAUGUUUAUGGAUAGAUUUCUAUACA
Messenger RNA from Etheostoma spectabile (orangethroat darter), 2863 nucleotides. Its product is annotated as versican core protein. Gene Ontology annotation, cellular component: perineuronal net; synapse. Lineage: Eukaryota; Metazoa; Chordata; Actinopteri; Perciformes; Percidae. Gene Ontology annotation, biological process: skeletal system development; cell adhesion; positive regulation of neuroblast proliferation. The record is from RefSeq and is a predicted model, not a curated record. Gene Ontology annotation, molecular function: hyaluronic acid binding; calcium ion binding.